AGAGAGAGAGAAUGAUGAAGCUGAAGGUGUACACCGAUCGGAUGUCGCAGCCAUCGCGUGCGAUCAUAAUAUUUUGCAAGAUGAACCGGAUUGAUUUCGAGGAGGUGAGGAUUGAUCUCGCCAAGGCCCAGCAACGAAGUCCCGAAUUCCAAGAAAUAAAUCCGAUGAGACAAGUUCCGGCUAUUGUUGAUGGAAGGUUUAAGCUGUUUGAGAGUCAUGCAAUUCUGAGGUACCUGGUUUGUACAUUCCCAGGAGUUCCGGACAACUGGUAUCCUGCCGAUGUUUCUAACAGAGCCAGAAUUGAGGCAAUCUUGGAUUGGCAUCAUUCAAACCUACGGCGUGGUUCAGCCUCCCUUGUUUUUAACAGUGUAUUGGCACCAAAAUUUGGUCUUCCAUUAAAUCUGGAAGCAGCAAAGGAAGCAGAGAAAAUUCUGGACUCAUCUAUCUCAAAAAUCGAAGGCAUUUGGCUUAAAGGAAACUCGAAGUUCUUGUUGGGAAAUUUUCAACCCUCUAUUGCAGACCUCAGCCUCGUUUGUGAGAUAAUGCAAUUGGAGCUUUUGGACAAAAAGGAUCGGGAGAGAAUAUUAAAUCCACAUAAAAAGAUCCUACAAUGGAUCGAAAAUGUUAAAGUUGCAACGAAUCCUCAUUUUGAAGAAGUACAUGCAGUAUUGUACAAAGUCAGAGCGAAAUUACACAGUAAUCCAUCAUCAAUUAGUGGUGAGUCUAUAAAGUCUGGCCCAAAAGUUAAACUGUCACCAAAGCUUUGAUAAUUUCCAAUGAAUCAUGUUCCUAAAAUGUAAUACCAAUAACAAUAUGUUUCUAAUGUAUCGACGGUGUCAAUGUUGCAUGACCGAACCCUUUUUGCAUAAAAAAAUGAAUGAUUUAUAAUAUUUAGUUCAUGAA
Messenger RNA from Dioscorea cayenensis subsp. rotundata (Guinea yam), 903 nucleotides. RefSeq names its product glutathione S-transferase T1-like. The transcript is spliced from 7 exons. Bases 12 to 767 code for a protein of 251 amino acids. The record is from RefSeq and is a predicted model, not a curated record. NCBI's taxonomy places the organism in Eukaryota, Viridiplantae, Streptophyta, Magnoliopsida, Dioscoreales, Dioscoreaceae.